AUGAAGAAAACUCAAACGAAAUUUAAAAAUUAUUGCAAAGCUCAUCAUCUUUGUUACUUUGGUAUAGACUGCAAAGAUAAAGCGAAGUGCCACAACAAUAACAGAUCACACAUAUGUGUUUAUGAGCGUCAGUAUCUUUGUUCCCAAACAAGAGAAUGGUGCAUAUUUGAUCAUUUGGAGGAUAUUGAUAGUGCACCCAUACCUCAAGGACCAAAUCCGGUACAGGCCAAUUUCGCUCCUCUCUCCAGCUCCUCAGAUCAUAUCACCGAGGAUAAAAAACGAAUAGAGUCUAUUGCUAGUAUCAAAGAAUGCGUCUCUCAACCCUCAAAACAUUUGUCCUCAACUACUGAAGAUCAGCCCAAUCACCAACAAAAAAGUCCAGAUGUUAUGCAUAACACCACUAGCACCAGUUCACAACAAACAUCCAACAUCUCGUCCAAACAAUCUCCUUUAACGCCAUCGACUGGUUCAGGAUCUAGAAAAACCAAUAGUAAAUUCAAACCAAUCCAAUGCAAAGAGGCAGAUCGAAUCAAGUCAAUUUUAGGUGAAUUAAGUUCCGAGAUGGAUUAUUCUUUAAUGGUCAAAUAUCAAAAUAAUCCACAUUUUGUUUGCUAUUUGGCAUUGGUUUCAAAUUUAUAUGUAAAAGGUGGAAAAGAAAGAUCUGAUCCUUACCUUCAAUCACAAAACAGAGAGAAUAUCGAGAAAGAGUGGGAAAUUCGUUCAACAACAUGCGGAGAAUUAUCUCAACCCGCAUAUGAUUGCAUCAAGUCAAUCAACAAGAAGUGGUGGGUCGAUAUUCAUCCUCUUGAAUUGAAAGAAACUAAAGAUGAAUAUAAUCCAGAGAGAAUUGUUCCAAAGGUCUCUGUUUGUGACCAACACUUCCAAGAGAUUAAUUUUUCUUUCCCUCCAGGUCUAAAAAUCAAUAUUUCAAUCGUCCAAUCGGACCCAAUGAGUCCAAAGCAUCUGGCAAAAAAUGUAUCUGGUACCAGGGAUUGUAUAUCAUUUAAAAACAUGAACGAAAAAAUGAAAGAGAUAUUCGGUUGGAGAGAUCCCAAAUCUCCAUAUUCAUUUUCGAUUACAGAUAUUUAUCCAUUUGUAAAUAAUAGUAAAAUUGGAAUCCCAGGUGAUGGUCUCCAGCACAUGAUAAAUAGAGCCAUUGAAAUUGUUAAAAGCAAACCGAGAAUCAUUCUUCUAUGUGGUAGGGCCCCACAAAACAUCUUUAGAUAUCAUUUCAAAAUUGAAGACAAACAAGAUUUUUACUUUAUCAACAAUGGAGCUGAAAGAAUCUUGGUUGUAGAGUCGUAUCAUUUCUCGAGAAUUAAUUUACGAAAUAGAGAGAAAAGUUUUGCUAAUAAAAUGGAGAGAGUAAAGAAUUACCUAAAGACUGGAGAGAUGGUUUCGGUGAAUGAAACUCUACAACAAAUAACAAAGAGAGGUGGGGGUCCCUCCCGAUUUGUGAACCUCCUCAAAGAAAAGGUUAACCUAGUUACUAUUUCACAACCAAAACCAGAUCCAAAGGAUUCAAAAUCCAAUAUUUUAAAGGGCCAAUCCGAUAAAACCAAAGAUACUCAAAGUAUAGACACAAACAUUGAUGGACUCAGUUCUCAAAUUUCCUCAAAGUCCCAAACCAGUGACUUUGGACACCAAAUAGACAACAAUUGCUUUGGGAACCAAACAGACAAUGGCUCUGGGCAUCAAACAGACAACAAUGGGUUGAGACACCAAAGAGAAGGGCUUAACAACAAUACCAAUUUUUACAAUCCCCCUGUAUCUAAACCCUCAACACCACUGAAUGGGUCUGCUUUUGUCAACCUAAAUGGUUUCAAUCCUCCAACCCAAUUAUCCACGACAGAGGAAAAUCUGAAACUAGACUUUUCCCAAGUGAAUCCAAAAGAAAUCAAUGUCCCAUCCUAUUCUAAUCGAUUAAAUAAUAAUAAUAAUAAUAAUAAUAAUAAUAAUAAUAAUAAUAAUAAUAAUAAUAAUAAUAGUAAUAAUAAUAAUAAUAAUAGUAAUGGUAAAAGUAAUAAUCCCAUCAUACACAACUAUAUUGAAAAUAUGGAUAAUCUUACUUCUGACUUUGGUCAAAAAUUACUGAUUUCGAAACCCAAAUCAGACUCAGAGGAUUCUUAUUCAAAUUCCAAUGUUUUGGAUAAUGCCAUUGAUAAUAAUAAGAAUAAUAGUGUCAUAGACACCAAUGGCUUUGGACCCAUUAACAAUUCCUCUGUAUCUCAAACCUCAGCACCACUGAAUGGGUCUACUUCUGUCGAUCCUCCAACCCCAUAUUCCACGACAGGAAAGAUUCCUCCAGACCAAAAUGCAUUUAACAAUAAUUCUCGAAGAGGUCCAACAGGUCCAACAGGACCCAGAGCAUUAAAUUCCCCUCCUUCAGCAGACAAGACUUAUAGAUGGACAACGUACGUUUUGUGGUGA
This is a messenger RNA of Cavenderia fasciculata, 2430 nucleotides long. RefSeq lists its product as uncharacterized. The transcript has 4 exons. The coding region runs from base 1 to 2430 and encodes 809 amino acids. Lineage: Eukaryota; Evosea; Eumycetozoa; Acytosteliales; Cavenderiaceae. The record is from RefSeq and is a predicted model, not a curated record.